Messenger RNA from Neogale vison (American mink), 4820 nucleotides. RefSeq names its product armadillo repeat containing 8 (gene ARMC8). Gene Ontology annotation, biological process: proteasome-mediated ubiquitin-dependent protein catabolic process. The coding region runs from base 251 to 2272 and encodes 673 amino acids. NCBI's taxonomy places the organism in Eukaryota, Metazoa, Chordata, Mammalia, Carnivora, Mustelidae. Gene Ontology annotation, molecular function: protein binding. The transcript has 22 exons. The record is from RefSeq and is a predicted model, not a curated record. Gene Ontology annotation, cellular component: GID complex.
ACCUCUAACGCAGGCCGAGAGUAGCUGCCGUUUCUGAGAGGACGAUUCGUGAGGAGGCCCUUGGCGCGGUUUUCCUUUCCUCUCCCUUCUGCGGGGCCUGGCCGUGCUUCACCUGUGCCUAGAGCGUGGUGUGUUCUCGUCUACUUGCCUGACUUUCUGCAGACGGCGCCUUUCGUUGGCCCAAUAGUUCCUUGUCGAAAGUGCCGGCCCCCGCGCCGGCACCGGCCGUAGCCCGGUGGGAAGGCUCAAGAUGGCGUGCCUGUUGGAGACCCCAAUCCGCAUGAGCGUCCUCUCGGAAGUAACAGCUAGCAGUCGCCACUAUGUUGACAGGCUAUUUGACCCUGAUCCCCAGAAAGUUCUUCAAGGUGUCAUAGACAUGAAAAAUGCUGUAAUUGGAAACAACAAGCAGAAAGCCAAUCUCAUUGUUUUAGGAGCCGUUCCAAGAUUGUUGUACUUGCUUCAGCAAGAAACCUCAAGUACAGAGCUGAAAACUGAAUGUGCAGUGGUAUUGGGAAGUCUUGCUAUGGGUACUGAAAACAAUGUCAAGUCUCUUCUAGAUUGCCAUAUUAUCCCAGCCUUACUGCAAGGACUACUGUCUCCAGACCUGAAGUUCAUUGAAGCUUGCCUCCGAUGCCUGCGCACCAUCUUCACCAGUCCUGUAACUCCAGAGGAACUUCUAUAUACAGAUGCCACAGUGAUACCACACCUCAUGGCGCUACUUAGCAGGUCCCGCUACACACAGGAGUACAUCUGUCAGAUCUUCUCACACUGCUGUAAAGGUCCAGAUCAUCAAACAAUUUUAUUUAACCAUGGUGCAGUUCAGAAUAUUGCUCACCUACUAACCUCAGUAUCUUACAAAGUUCGAAUGCAAGCACUGAAAUGCUUCUCAGUUUUAGCUUUUGAAAACCCCCAGGUAUCGAUGACUCUGGUAAAUGUUUUGGUUGAUGGAGAAUUGUUACCACAAAUAUUUGUGAAGAUGUUACAGAGGGAUAAGCCUAUUGAGAUGCAGCUGACAUCAGCAAAAUGUUUAACUUACAUGUGUAGAGCUGGAGCAAUUCGGACAGAUGACAACUGUAUUGUAUUAAAGACACUGCCUUGUUUGGUUCGAAUGUGCAGUAAGGAGAGGUUGCUAGAGGAGAGAGUUGAAGGAGCUGAGACACUCGCCUAUCUGAUUGAACCAGAUGUUGAACUACAGAGAAUCGCUAGCAUAACUGAUCACCUCAUUGCCAUGCUUGCUGAUUAUUUCAAGUAUCCCAGCUCAGUGAGUGCCAUCACUGAUAUUAAAAGGCUUGAUCAUGACUUAAAACAUGCUCAUGAACUCCGCCAGGCUGCAUUCAAGCUCUAUGCCUCUCUAGGAGCAAACGAUGAAGACAUCCGGAAGAAGAUCAUUGAGACUGAAAAUAUGAUGGACCGAAUUGUGACUGGCUUGUCUGAGUCUAGUGUCAAGGUGCGGUUAGCUGCCGUCAGAUGUUUGCACAGUUUAUCUAGAUCUGUGCAGCAGCUUCGAACCAGUUUCCAGGAUCACGCUGUGUGGAAACCUUUAAUGAAGGUCUUACAAAAUGCACCAGAUGAAAUCCUAGUAGUAGCAUCUUCCAUGCUAUGUAAUCUUCUUCUUGAAUUUUCUCCAAGCAAAGAGCCAAUUUUAGAAUCUGGAGCUGUAGAACUACUUUGUGGAUUAACCCAAAGUGAAAAUCCUGCAUUGCGAGUGAAUGGUAUUUGGGCUUUAAUGAAUAUGGCAUUUCAGGCUGAACAAAAAAUAAAAGCUGAUAUUUUACGAAGCUUGAGUACUGAACAGCUAUUCCGGUUAUUAUCAGAUUCAGAUUUGAAUGUGCUGAUGAAGACAUUGGGACUUCUUAGAAAUCUCCUCUCUACUCGGCCUCAUAUAGAUAAAAUAAUGAGUACUCAUGGAAAGCAAAUUAUGCAAGCAGUCACGCUUAUUCUGGAAGGGGAGCAUAACAUUGAGGUCAAAGAGCAGACACUGUGCAUCUUAGCCAACAUAGCAGAUGGAACAACAGCAAAAGAACUUAUUAUGACCAAUGAUGACAUCCUGCAGAAAAUCAAGUAUUACAUGGGUCAUUCACAUGUGAAACUUCAGCUUGCCGCUAUGUUUUGUAUAUCAAACCUCAUAUGGAAUGAAGAGGAAGGUUCACAAGAACGCCAGGAUAAAUUACGAGACAUGGGCAUCGUAGAUAUUCUACACAAACUGAGUCAGUCACCAGAUUCAAACCUUUGUGACAAGGCAAAGAUGGCACUGCAGCAGUACCUGGCGUGAUGGGAGCGCCCUGGGCACCUGCAAGCAUCCCACAUCCUUGUUAAAGGAAGUACAGGAACUAGCCUCAUUUGAUUCCUUCUAUUUGCACAAGUCACCUUGGACUGCAGGGAGCUGUUUUGCAAAAGCAAUUUGGUAGGCUUAGAUCUCAAAUUCAUCUUGAGAACAUUUUUUUGAGGUAGUAAUUUCCUCAGAGGACUGUUGUGUUUUGUUUUGGUUUUUUCUGAGCUACCUGGACUCUUUAUUAGAACAAUCAAUCAUUUUCCUUUGGACCUACAAUUUUUUGCCUAUGCUGCAGCCACUUUGUGAGUGAGAAUGAAUGUGUCUCUGCACACACAGGUGUGUGUGCAUGUGUGUGCACGUGGGUCAGAAUGAAUGGAUGUGUGUGUGUGUGAGGGAUACCUCAAAUUUUUCUUUUCUUAUUUUGUGUGAAAAUCUCUUUUCUACAGAUUUUCCAGGGUUUAAGCAUUGCUUGCUGUAUAAAAAACUUUACUGAAUUAUAUACAGUUUGAAUGAAAUGUUAUUUUAAAAACAAAACAAUUGUUAAGUGUUCCAUAAAGGUUAUGUUGAAUUUUGGUCAGAUGAAUAUUUGUAAGUAAAAAAUAUAUGCAUUUCUGAACCUCAACUUACAUAGAUUUUCUUUAUAAAAAAAAAAAAAAAAGAAAAAAAAAGAAAGAAAGAAAAAGAAAAAAAAAAGAAAAAAAGGUUGGCUGUAGUUGGCCUGAGUAACAGGCAUGAUAUAUGGUGCUGUGCAAAUUAGUAAGCUAGCAUCUUACUGCCGUCAAUAUCAGCAGGUACAGAGCCUCUUUUCAGCCUAAUUCAAUAAGCUCUCAGGCUUCCAAGUCAAAUGGACAGGGUGGAGUGGAGUGAGGCAACAAAUCAUAGGAUUUUUGAACCAUCAAGGGGAAAUAGAACUACUGAUCGUGAAAGCCCAGCCCUGACUCUGGCAGGCUGCACUUGGCAGGAACUGGGCACCAGGAGCCUCCCAACAACCCUAAAUCCUGUCACUGGUGUAACGGUAUCUGGCAGGAUUUAGAGCCAGUCGUGGAAACUUAUGCUCAAACUAAAGUAAGUCAUCACUUCCUGGAAACAAAGUCCGAUCACCUUGUGCUUCCUGAAACAGCAUAUCACUGUGAAACUAAAGAAUGCUCUACAGACUCAUCUGUAGAAAGAAGUGAAGAACAGGAUAGUUUAGAAAGCUGGUUUUCUCUUAGCUAUACUCAGCUAAUUCUACUAGUCACUCAGGACUGCUAUUCAGUGUGCUUUUUUAAGACGAGAUCAAAAUUUGAGUAAGACAUGUGGCUGAGAUCUUCUCCUGCAUGAAGUCCAGAGCACUGAAGUUUGAUCGAGGGAAAGGGACCUCGCCAAAGGAUGAAAGAUGGCUUCUUGUACUGAGAGUGCUACUUCGCCCUUCUGCAGCCCUUAGCAUGGCACCCAGCUCCAGCUUCUGGGGCGGCUUCAAGGUGAAUGUCGCAGAAGUUGCUCUUGACUGUUUGGAAGAACAACCAGCCUUCCUUUCCCUUUGCUAAAAGAAGUUCAGAGGCAUUGCGGCCCAGAAUCAAGGUCUGUGGCCCGGAAGCUUGCCAUGAGUGUGCACCACUGGCAGAGUCCCAAGCCUACCAGCCACUCCUGAUGGGGUUGCUCACCCCGCAGUCACCCCAUCACCAACCUGCACCUUCCUUGGAGGAUUUAAAUAUGUUUGAUUGCAAAUGAAUGUUUUAAAGUGUAUUUAAUGCAGUUUUUCCUGUUCUCAGCAUGACCACCCAAGAUUCAAACACAGAGAUUUCAAAGUUAUUUUAUUCUCCCCAGAACAUCACUAAUUUAAAAGUCUGUCACAACAGGAACUUGGGUUUUGUGUGGAUGUCAGUGCUAAUGUGAGAACGCCAGUUUAAAGAGAAUCAAAUUUGUUGGGAAUAAAGCCUUAUAUAGGCCCACUCAUUUAAACUUCUAGUACUGAGAAAAUAUCCUUGGUUGGCAUUUGUAAUACAAACACUAUAGAGUUGGUAUUUAAAAGUACCAGGUAAAUAUUAAGGAAACCAAUAAUGAAUUGCUGAGACAAUCUUGUACCCAGAUAGCAUUAGAAAGCUGAAAGCCCAAUGAAAUAAAAUUUUCACACUUAAACUCUGUGGAUAAAUCUUGCCUGUGGCUAUAAACAGAUGGUCAAAGAAAAAGUGCUUUACUAUAAUUAACUUUUCUGAUUUGAAUGAAGGAAAAAUGUAUUUAUUUAAACAAAGCUGUUUGCUGCUUUAGGCAGGUGCAGUGUUCAGUCAGCAAGGAAGUGGGAGGAAUGGGGCGUGGUCUGUGUCUCCACCCGAGUCCUUCACUAAGCUUCUCGCUCUCUCUAAUACUGCAUUCUGUUUCUCCUUUUGUGCCCUGAUUGUAACCCAAAAUUUAUGAACUAGAAAAGAAUGUCCAAUUUAAUAAGUUGCAUUUUUUUUUCCUUAAGCACUUUAUGCAGAACAAUACAUGUUCUUCUGGUAGUGUUUGGAUAAUAUGAUUUUAACACAUGCUAAUAAAAGCCAAGAAAAAAAAUCAUGGCAACUUCUAAAAA